CUCUCGUCAGCUGAGGAGAAUGAUUCAUAGAGGAGGGUCAGGAGAGAAGAACAGCUCUGUCCGUGAAAGCCCAUUUAAAAGGCUGGACUCUUCUCCGAGGGAGAGAGAGGCAGGGGAGCAAGCAGGGUCUCGGGCCUGACCCCGUCCGCCAGGCCUCUACCGAGUACUGGGCCUUGUCAGAGGUGGCGGCUAGGCGCCGGUUGCUGGGGGACCGGUGACGUCGCGGGGUGAAAGUUGAGGGACGGUGACGUCGGGCCUGCCCGGGCGGAGGCUGGCGGGCUGGAGGCAGAGGGAGGGAGGGAAGGAGGGAAGGAAGGAAGCUGGGAAGAAGCGAGCGAGCGGGGGCGCGAGGCGUUUACCUGGAGGCAGCGGCUUGGGCGCGCAGAGCGGCCGCGGCUCCCCCGCACCUGCGGCCAUGGAUGAGGAGCGCGCCCUCUACAUCGUCCGGGCCGGCGAGGCGGGGGCUAUCGAGCGGGUCCUGAGGGAUUACAGCGAUAAGCAUAGGGCUACUUUCAAAUUUGAAUCAACAGAUGAAGAUAAAAGAAAGAAACUCUGUGAAGGCAUAUUUAAAGUCCUUUUAAAGGACAUCCCAACAACAUGUCAAGUGUCCUGCCUGGAAGUUCUCCGCAUUCUCUCCAGAGACAAAAAGGUUUUAGUUCCUGUAACAACCAAGGAAAAUAUGCAGAUACUGCUGCGACUAGCCAAGCUAAAUGAGUCGGAUGAUUCUUUGGAGAAGGUGUCAGAGUUCCCAGUUAUUGUGGAGUCAUUAAAAUGUCUUUGUAACAUAGUGUUCAACAGUCAGAUGGCACAGCAGCUCAGUCUGGAACUUAACCUUGCUGCAAAGCUCUGUAACCUCCUGAGAAAGUGCAAGGACCGAAAGUUUAUCAAUGACAUUAAGUGCUUUGACUUGCGCUUGCUCUUCGUCCUGUCACUUUUGCACACCGACAUCAGGUCACAAUUGCGCUAUGAGCUUCAAGGACUACCGCUGCUAACCCAGAUCUUGGAAAGUGCCUUUAGCAUCAAGUGGACCGAUGAAUAUGAAUCGGCCAUAGACCAUAAUGGACCUCCUCUCUCACCUCAGGAGACAGACUGUGCCAUUGAGGCCCUUAAAGCUCUCUUCAAUGUGACGGUAGACAGUUGGAAGGUGCAUAAAGAGAGUGAGUCUCAUCAGUUUCGUGUCAUGGCAGCUGUCCUUCGUCAUUGUUUACUAAUCGUAGGUCCAACUGAAGACAAAACAGAAGAGCUACACAGCAAUGCAGUCAACCUUUUAAGCAAUGUUCCGGUCUCUUGUCUGGACGUUCUCAUUUGUCCAUUAACCCAUGAAGAAACGGCCCAAGAAGCAACGACUUUAGAUGAACUGCCCAGUGAUAAAACAGCUGAGAAAGAAACAGUUUUGAAAAGCAAUACCAUGGUAUACAAUGGUAUGAAUAUGGAAGCCAUUCAUGUCUUACUCAAUUUUAUGGAGAAGAGAAUAGACAAGGGAAGCAGCUAUAGAGAGGGUCUCACUCCAGUUCUCAGCUUGUUAACAGAAUGUUCCCGAGCCCAUCGAAACAUCAGGAAAUUUCUCAAAGAUCAGGUUUUACCACCAUUGAGGGAUGUGACCAAUCGACCUGAAGUUGGCUCAACUGUGAGAAAUAAGCUGGUGCGCCUCAUGACACAUGUUGACCUGGGAGUCAAGCAAAUUGCUGCUGAAUUCCUUUUUGUCCUUUGCAAAGAGAGAGUGGAUAGUCUCCUGAAAUACACUGGCUAUGGGAAUGCUGCAGGACUGUUGGCGGCCAGGGGCCUCUUGGCUGGAGGAAGAGGAGAUAAUUGGUACUCAGAGGAUGAGGACACAGACACUGAAGAAUACAAAAAUGCAAAACCAAACAUUAAUCUUAUCACUGGUCAUUUAGAGGAACCAAUGCCAAACCCCAUAGAUGAAAUGACAGAAGAACAAAAAGAAUAUGAAGCCAUGAAACUUGUCAACAUGCUUGAUAAACUUUCCAGGAGAGCAGAUGUGAAGGACCUGCACCAGGAUGGUGGUUAGCAACAGUGGCCCGUGCCAAAGCACUUACCAAAGUGAUGACUAAGGUUGGUCAUGCCAAGUACUAUUACUGAGCCUGGUGUAGGGUACAGAUGUUAUUUACCACCAAAACUGUAAAAACCACCAAUACGAAAAUUUAAAUUACAUUUCCAUUUUGCCUCCAGGCUGGACAUAGCCACUCCCCCAAGUUGUGCACCACCUUAGCAACUUUAUCUAAGCUAGAUUUUUAAGGACACUGGAGAGAUCAGUGCUGAAACAUUUUCUUCCCAUUGAAUACCAACUGAUAGUGGUAUUCCAUGUGAUUUUUUUUUUUUUUUUUUAGUAUAAGGAUUCUGUUUGUGACAGAUGUAGGUAAGGGGAUUGGCAGUGGACCUGGAGGUCUUAAGAGUUUGAGAAUAAUCUGAACCCUAUAAAUCCCAUCAUGUCUAGCUAGUACAGUGCCUUGUACCCUGUGAUUUUCCCAGUGUGUUUGAUGAAAUGUCAAAGCUGAUCCCCAAAUCAAAGGUUAAUUUUUUUUGCUCAAUAAAAUAGCCUACAUGGUUUAAAGACUAUAAAGUAUACUUUUGUCAUUUCAAUUUCUUGGCCAGAUGUCAUAAAAUUCAGGUCUGGAAAGGAAUUCUGUAAGGUACUUUGGUCCAUGAGUGGCUAAUUUAAAUAAUGGGGUACCUAAUUUCUUUAAUAUAGAAUGAUAAUUGUAAUAUUUAUCAGACAUAAGCAUUAAGAGGCAUGGAGAUUAUAGAAAGCUUCAUUGACAUUUUUAAUGUGAGAACAGAGGUGGGAAAGAGGAUGAAACUGGCCUGCCUCUCCACCUCUUCUUUCCUAUUUUGAACUGGAAAAAAUAUAAGUCCCUGCAACUUAAGUGGGAGAUUAGAAUUCGGAUUGUAUGUGGUUAAGCAAGUCCAGUGUGGCUAAUACAAUUGCAUUCACCUUAGCUACAGCGCACCAUUUGCAUAUUACAGCACAGCCUCCUCCAGAAGAAGGGAGAGAGGAUUGACUGGCUUAAGCCUAAACUAACCAAGGGAAGUAAUAUUUCAAGUUUCAAGUUUUGCUGUGACUUUUCUAAUCCCCCUUAGUUUCUUAAUUGGAACAGGACUGACUAAUCUUCUACUGUACACUUACCCCAUCACUGUUUAACAAGGUACAUUGCCUUUUUGCUUAUAAAUUAUAUCAAAAUCUUCUAAAAUUUACAUCUAUAUAAAUAAUUGUUUUCCAUUUCUUCCCUUUCUUAUCUACUCCUUGUCCAAUAUAUUUUUGCCAGCCAUUGUGUAGUAUUGGUGGGACAUGGCUUUCUUAAUAAAUGAAAGUACCAAAUAUAGAAAUAGUUCCCCUUUAAUCUCCAAAUAUUAUUUUUAAGCUUAUUAAAGCUGGGACAGGUAAUUUAUGACUGAAAGUAAUAACUAUAUAAUUUCUUCCUUAUAACUAAAUUUCUUGACUCUGCUUAUAAAAAUAACAACUGUGAUUACUCCCACCUUGAUGAGUUAAUCAAGGAAAUGCUUUGUAGGUACAUUUCAGAAAUACGAUUCAGUUUUUAUAGCAUUGUAAGAUCUAUUGUGGGUACGAAAGUGCAAUGAUCUUAAUUGCUUACAUCAGAAAAUCCUUUAGAUCUGCACUGUCCAAUAUGGUAACCACUAGUCAUAUAUGACUAUGGCUAGUCUGAAUUGGGAUGUCUUCUAAGUGUUAAAAUACUCAGACAUUCAAAGACUCAGUACAAAAAGAGAAUAUAAAAUACCUCAAUUGUUUAUUAUGAAUUUAUGUUGAAAUAAUAUUUUUGAUAUAUUGGGUUAAGCAAAUUAUUUUAAAACUAAUCUUACUUAUCUUUUCUCACUUUUUCAAUGUGGCUACUAGAACAUUUAAGAUUGCAUAUGUAUGGCUUACAUUAUGUUUCUGUUAGACAGCACUGUUCUAUCUCAUUAAAAAUAAACUGUGAGUUUUCUUAGAAGCUUAAUUAAAGGAACUUGGAUCCAGUUAAACUAAUAUACCCUUACAGUGGUAAGGGAGAAAUAUGAUAUUGUUCAUCUUUAGGUUAAAGAGGGCCUUUCCACUGGCUGGACACCUCUAAGUAGGAUGUCAUGCAAUCUUUGUGUUGCUUAUUAGUAGUCAUUGUCCCUUAACUCUGUAGUAGGAAUGCCUACUUUGAGCUCUUGAUUUAAGCGCUAGCCAAAAUAGUGGCUUUUGUUUAUUAGAGAAACAUCAAAUAAGAAUAAUCUCCAUUGACUACUUGCUCUUAGUCACCCUCCUCCUUUCUAAUUGAGAAGAGCAUGUCAGAACUUCCAUUUCUACUGCUUUAUUCAACACUGUCAGUUGGCAUGCUGACCUCUUACUAAUAUUUAUUUUGCUAAUUUUGGACAACAGGAUAGAAAGGUCUGUAGAGAAAUUGCCAAGAAAUAAAGAUCAUCUUCACUUAAGGGUAAAACUCAGUUUUGUUUUUCUAACACUAUCCCUAACCUCUUUCUCUAUAUUUUCUUAACCAUACUCUUUAAUGUGAGGUGGAUAGCACAUUUUUAGAAGCUUUGCAUGUGAUCUUCUAACAGAAAUGAGAAUAAUAAAAGACUAAUAUUUUAUAUAUUGCUUUUAAGUUUGAAAACAGCCUUGUGAAUUAGAUAGGGUAAGAGAUAUUUUAUUGAGGCGUAAAUGGGACCAGUGAUUAAGUAUCUAAACCAAGAUCAGUCAUCUUGUUAAUGACAUAGUCAGGAUUUUGUUCUUAGACUUCAGACUCCAAAUCUUGAGUGUUAUUUUUAAAAAUUACCAACAUUCAGCUCUCAAAUUUGUCAGUCUGAUUAUCUUUAGUAAGAUGCUCUAAAUUUUAAAUAGAUUCAAAGGACAAAGACAGAUAGUAAGCCUAUUUACCUGAGAAGAAAAUUAAGAUUUGGAGGCCAUUCCUGCUUUUUCAUUCCAUAAUUGAGCUUUUCUCAAACAUCAAGUCGGGUCCUAAGCAGCUUAUAUCAAAAACAAAAACAGCUUCAUAUGAAGGAAACCAGUAAAACUGCUACGAUUCUAUGUUACUAUAAAAUAUUUUAAUUAUUUUGAAAAGAGAAUAUUCUGACAGAUUCUUAUAUUCAGUGUGAUCAUAUGAAGAAAAUUAACUUUAGAAAGACUUCCCUAUUUAUAAGGCUGUUGCCUGUUUAUUCAACUCCCGAAGUGGAAGGACAUGCAUGGUGUGGACAAUGUGCCAUAUCCAUUUCUCUUGGGAAUGAUAUUUUUAUGUUAUGUAGUUUAACUUCCCAACUGUACCCAAUCCCAAAGCAUGACGGUGAGGCUGAGGGAAGGGUCUCAGAAAUGUUUUUGAAAAAUGGAGCUUGAAGACCCCAGAUUUGGUACAGAAAAGCCACUACACCUCUCCUACCUAUUGGUUAGUGGCUUAGUAAAAGAUGAGUGUAACUUUAGCACUAGGAAGCCAUCAGAUGGAAGAUUAUACUGAAAGAUGAAGGAUCAGCAAAGGACAUGCUCUGAUGGUAUAUAACUGAACAUUUAACUAGUGCCGAAAGUUGUAUUAAUUUCUUGAGGACAAAGCACUUAAAACACUUCAGAAUAUCACAAGUUUUGAGGAAAUCCAUUGUACUUCAGUAGAUUAUGGACUAUUCCGUUGAUGCUGAAGUAUUGAAAUAAGAUGCACUCUCAGAAUUAUAGCAAAGAUUACAGAGCUUCCUUCUCGGGGCUUUCACAGGCUCCGUUACAGCAGGCAUUUUUGGAAAAGCUCUGUUAAUUAAAAUGCUUUAUUUAUAUACUAAUUUUCAUCCCAUCUUCCAAAUGUGAAAGGGAAUUAAAUACAAAAUGGCUAAUUUUAAAUGUCAGGGUUCUUUUUUUCCAAGCCAACCUUACAUUAAGAACAGGAAUCCCUGUGCCAAAGAAAUGGUUCCCAAUUAUCCCAUCCUGGGUUUUGUUAUACAUUGUACAGAAGUCAA
Molecule: messenger RNA, 5925 nt
Organism: Capra hircus (goat)
Lineage: Eukaryota; Metazoa; Chordata; Mammalia; Artiodactyla; Bovidae
Gene: RIC8B
Product: RIC8 guanine nucleotide exchange factor B
Exons: 10
Coding region: 416-2026 (536 amino acids)
Biological process (GO): G protein-coupled receptor signaling pathway
Cellular component (GO): cytoplasm; plasma membrane
Molecular function (GO): G-protein alpha-subunit binding; guanyl-nucleotide exchange factor activity
Source: RefSeq, a predicted model, not a curated record